Molecule: messenger RNA, 1410 nt
Organism: Exophiala aquamarina CBS 119918
Lineage: Eukaryota; Fungi; Ascomycota; Eurotiomycetes; Chaetothyriales; Herpotrichiellaceae
Exons: 1
Coding region: 1-1410 (469 amino acids)
Biological process (GO): positive regulation of transcription by RNA polymerase II
Cellular component (GO): nucleus
Molecular function (GO): transcription cis-regulatory region binding; zinc ion binding; DNA-binding transcription factor activity, RNA polymerase II-specific
Source: RefSeq, a predicted model, not a curated record
AUGACUCUCGAUACCCGUAGCGCGAGCGGAAAACUUAGAAAGGGAAAGCCUAGGGGCAAACGACGCGACCGAGACUGCUCCACGUGUCAGGACAGAGGAAUCAAGUGCGACGUCAACCGACCUUCGUGUGGCCAGUGUCGUCGCGACGACCUGAUCUGCCCUGGAUUUGCUAUACGAGUUCGCUGGGCCGCGGAUGCCACCAACGCGGAUUCAACAGCAGUGACGACGUCGAAUAAUGGCAUCUUGGCCUCCGCCGGGGUGUCCGAGUCGAACAUUAAUGAAGGCGUCGAGGCAACAAGCACGAGCACAGAUCUUUGCGUUGAACAGAAUUCUUCAAGUUCUGUAAUUCCAUCGCGGGCGAGCGUCGAAGAUAGUCCUAAUUGGACCUCUAACCUGGCCGACUACCUGCACUAUUUUACCUCAAAGUACGCCCAAGCAAGAGUCGCACGAAAUCCCCAUGUUAGACCUGCUCCUGACGACCCCGGAGGUGUUGCUGGCGUCUGGCACUUCGCAUGGGACCACAUCAGUCAGUGUCUGCGAGAAAGUGGCUCCCACCACGCACUUGAUAAGCACCUGCUAUAUUCCGGGGCUCUGCAAGGACUUAAUCAAGCUGUACAAGAAAGCGAUAUUCUUGCGAUCUUUGGAAUGACGACAUUGGCGUUUCUCGACGUGCGCGAGGGACCGUUCGGCAGGUGGGCUCGUCAUCUAUGUGGUGCGAAAGCACUACUUGACCUUCAUUGUCAAGACUUUGAAACACUGUCACAGUUGUAUUCGACAACACCUGGCUUAAAGCAAGCCGUCUCAUUGCUCCUGUGGUACGAUGUCAUGGGACUGGUAAUUGAUCAGGACCGGCAUCUAAUCUUCGAUGACUUCCACCGCAGAGACAUGGAACCGACGUUUUUCGAACUCGUAGGAUGCGCGCAGGAUACCUUUAGGCUCUAUGUCGAGAUUGCUCAGGGUUACACGACAGCCGCCCCACAUCAGGCGUACCAUCGCAUAUGUACUCAACUGCUCAAGGUCAGCCGUAGCCCGGAUAAUGAGAUGCUUCUGUUACAAGAUGCGUGGAGAUACGCAGCUUUCUACGUUGCCCUUGACUAUCUGCACCCAGAUAGUGUUAAGGAGACGGACGAAGCAGCUGCACUGGUCGCCGACAGUAUAUGCGAUAUUGUGGACAAGAUUCUGCCGCUGGAGAACCACCUUUUUGUUCACUUAAAGGUUCAAGUCUUCUUCAUGGGCAUAUUCGCACCCAAGGAACGCCACCUCCGCAAAGCAGACUCUUUCUGGCGCUUUUGUGAAUCCUCGUCGCCACCUUCCUACUCCAUGGCACAAAAACUCUCUGCCGCGCGCCGGAAGAGAAGAUCGCAGAAACAAGUCAGUACUGGGAACAGCUCGGGGGUGUCACAAGCCUAA